GCGGUAAGCGGGGGCUGGGGGAGGGGGCGGGGGGGCCGCGCCGCGCGAGCCGUUGGGCCUGGCUCCGCGAAGGCGUUGCUGUUGCCGCUGCCGCCGCCAGGAAAUACAGGGAGAGGGAUCAAGCGCAGCGUGGCGAUGGGCAGGAGUAGAACCCCGCCAGAGGGGCUGGGCGGCCGCCGGUGACAGUUUAACUAGUGAAAAACAAAUCGUGUCCCGUUGCCUGUUCUGAACUUGCUGUCCAUGGACUCCUACUGGAUGUGUGAUUGUGCAUCUGGCUUCUUUCACUCCAUGUAAGGACUGCGCUCUGUCCACCACGCCUCCUGCAUGUCCUGCUGCCCUGAGCUGUCCCAAGCUAGGUGACAGCGUGUCACGCUGCCACCAUGAAUGAGGUGUCUGUCAUCAAAGAAGGCUGGCUCACAAGCGUGGUGAAUACAUCAAGACCUGGAGGCCCCGGUACUUCCUGCUGAAGAGUGACGGCUCCUUCAUUGGCUAUAAGGAGCGGCCCGAGGCCCCCGACCAGACCCUGCCCCCCUUAAACAACUUCUCCGUAGCAGAAUGCCAGCUGAUGAAGACCGAGAGACCUCGGCCCAACACCUUUGUCAUACGCUGCCUGCAGUGGACCACAGUCAUCGAGAGGACCUUCCAUGUGGACUCCCCGGAUGAGAGGGAGGAGUGGAUGCGGGCCAUCCAGAUGGUUGCCAACAGCCUCAAGCAGCGGGGCGCAGGUGAGGACCCCAUGGACUACAAGUGUGGCUCCCCCAGUGACUCCUCUGCUGCUGAGGAGAUGGAAGUGGCAGUGAGCAAGGCUCGGGCCAAGGUGACCAUGAACGACUUCGACUAUCUCAAGCUCCUGGGCAAGGGCACGUUCGGCAAAGUCAUCCUGGUGCGCGAGAAGGCCACCGGCCGCUACUACGCCAUGAAGAUCCUGCGGAAGGAGGUUAUCAUCGCCAAGGAUGAAGUCGCCCACACGGUCACCGAGAGCCGGGUUCUCCAGAACACCAGGCACCCGUUCCUCACCGCGCUGAAGUACGCCUUCCAGACCCACGACCGCCUGUGCUUCGUGAUGGAGUACGCCAACGGUGGCGAGCUGUUUUUCCACCUGUCCCGGGAGCGCGUCUUCACGGAGGAGCGGGCCCGUUUCUACGGCGCGGAGAUUGUCUCGGCUCUGGAGUACCUGCACUCGAGGGACGUGGUGUACCGCGACAUCAAGCUGGAAAACCUCAUGCUGGACAAAGACGGCCACAUCAAGAUCACGGACUUCGGCCUGUGCAAAGAGGGCAUCAGUGAUGGGGCCACCAUGAAAACCUUCUGUGGGACCCCCGAAUACCUGGCACCCGAGGUGCUGGAGGACAACGACUACGGCCGGGCCGUGGACUGGUGGGGGCUGGGCGUGGUCAUGUACGAGAUGAUGUGCGGCCGCCUGCCCUUCUACAACCAGGACCACGAGCGCCUCUUCGAGCUCAUCCUCAUGGAGGAGAUCCGCUUCCCGCGCACCCUCAGCCCCGAGGCCAAGUCCUUGCUUGCGGGGCUGCUUAAGAAGGACCCAAAGCAGAGGCUCGGCGGGGGGCCCAGCGAUGCCAAGGAGGUCAUGGAGCACAGGUUCUUCCUCACCGUCAACUGGCAGGACGUGGUACAGAAGAAGCUCCUGCCACCCUUCAAACCUCAGGUCACAUCUGAGGUCGACACUCGGUACUUUGACGACGAAUUCACCGCCCAAUCCAUCACAAUCACGCCCCCGGACCGCUAUGACAGCCUGGGCUCGCUCGAACUGGACCAGCGGACCCACUUCCCCCAGUUCUCCUACUCGGCCAGCAUCCGGGAGUGAGCAGUGCUGCCUGCCCGCCGCCGCCACAGGACACUCGCACGGCUGCUGUCACUGCCGGGGGGCUUUUUCUUUUUUUUUUUUAAACUUUUUAUUUCGCCCUUUUUGUUUGUGUCCCCAUUCCUCAUCUCCUUACCCCCGUUUCCAGUUUUUUCUUCAGCCCUCUGCCAAACGCACCUCAGCGGUCCCAGUGGCCCUGCCUCCAGAGUCCUGUCCUGCCUUCUCCUUUGUGCCCAGACCAGGGUUCGGGAGACUCUCCACCUCCUGCCCCAGGACCACCGGGCCUUUGGGCGGUUGGAGAGAUUUCAGUUUUUAAUCAACCCAAAGCCCAACACAGAGUGAAGGGCGAAGCGUGGAGCCGUGGGGUCUAUGCGGAUUUCUGGUCGGGGCGCCCGCAGGCUGCCUGCCCGUGCUGCUGCUUCUGUCAGAGGCUCCCUUCUGGCGGGCCGCCUGGUGGACAGCGCCCUGGUGCUGCCUUCCUUGCCCUGUCAUUAGGCUCCCAGUGGCCUGGCGUGGGGCAGUCCAGCCCCCUUCUCCCAUGGGGGCAGAAAAGCAAUAAUGUCCAGGGACAGGGGGUGAGGAUAGAGGGUAGGGAUGGGCCUUCUGGAAGCUGCGUGCAGGAUGGGGGCUUAGGGCUCCCUCACGUGGGUGGCGCCCCAUCCUUCCUGUGGGGAACUAGGAGGGAUUCUGGGGGGUGGGUGCUGCCUGCUGGGCCUCCCCUGCCACCCGCACCCCCUCAGCUGCUCUCCUGACCCUGUGGAGGAGGCUAGCCUCCCCGCCCACCAGCCCCGUGCCUUACCAGGGCUUCCUUCCAGCCGGCCUUACCUCCUGUUGCACCCCCGGCCUGGCCCUGGCCCCUUUUGAGGCGGGGGGCACGGAUCGUCCCCCUUCUCUCUGUCUGGGGCGGAGGGGUGCCAGCCUCAGCUGUUACACAUCUCGCACCGAGACAGUAUUGGGCCCUGUGGACUUGGGUCAGAGAAGGGGUAGGGCAGGUGUCUGGUACGUACUGGGUUGGGGGCCUCUGAGAAGGGAGGCUCCAGGCCGCCUCCCCACCCCUUCUCCGGGCCCCACAUUCUGCAGCCUUAAGGUGAACCUGUCAGCGCUGUGGGCACUUGGUGUGUGCCUCGGACUGUGUGUGUCUGUGGGUGUCCCUGUGCAUCUGGGAUGCAGGUGCAUGUGGGAGGUGUGUGUGCGUGUGUGUCGGGUAUGUGUGUGUGAGGGCAAGUGUGUCCUGGCCUCCGGUGUCCGUGGUCUGUGUGGCCCGCCCCACCCCCCGGCCCAAGCAUUUCAUCCUGGCGGGGGGGAUGUGCUGGCCAAGCAGGGGAGCCGUGCCUGAGGUCCACUCGUUGCCCUGUGCCUCCCCUCCCCCCAGCAUCUCUGGGUGUUUGGAGUUUUUGUGGUUUUGCUCUCCCCACCUCGCCUGUAGGCAGUUCACAGAGAGACAUCGUGGGGUGGGGUGGGGUGGGGCUUGGUUUGGACGGGUGGGGUUCUUUUUUUUCUUUGUGUGUGUGUAUGUCGUUAAUCUGACAGUUCUCCUUCCUCCCCACUGGCCUGUCCUCGUCCCUCGUGUUUGUACGGUACAAGCAAUAAAGACACUUGUUUCAGACCGAGGCCCACCGCCCUGGGCCUUUCCUUGCUUCCAAAGUCCGGUUCCAGGCACCUGCUCCCGUGGCUUGGUUCACAGGGCCUGUGGAGCCUCGAGGCGGGGAGGUUAGGGGGGUGGGGGCACUGGGGGGCGCUGCUGAGGAGUUAGGGGAAGGUGCCUGGGCUGGGGGUGCAGUGGACAGAGGCCAUUCCAGCCUCUCAGGAGCUGUUUGGGCAAAAUAAGGUGGAGAGACGGGUGGGGAGGUGUGAGGUGUUGCUGGGCCCUGGGAGAACAGCGGCAGGAGUGGGCUUCCCCUGCCCUUGAGCCCUGGAAGGGCACUGCCUGCACACCUGUUCUGCCCACUUAAUGGCACCCGGUUCCAAUACAGCACCCUCGCUGGGUCGCUGGGGUUGGCGGUGGCUGUCCGCUGGGAGCAGCCGUCCCAGCUCUGAGAACGCUCUCCUCUGGAGCUGUCGCUGUCGUCCUGGAGUUCCCCUGGCCAGGGCCGGCACAGGUGAAUGCAAUGUCAGAUUUUGCCUGAAAGUGUAGGGUUUCCCACACAUGGAGUCUUUGAGAUCUUAAGUGAGGGUCCCGGAAAGUCAGGUCCUACAGCCAAGACUCAAGGAAUUUUUUUGUUUUCUAACUUCAUGUGGGCUUUGUUAUUUAUUUCGUUACAAAAGUACGUCCUAGGGGUCUUGCGUAAAUGGCAGAGAGGUGUAUAAAGAAAAGCCUUUUACUUUCCCGUCUAGUGGUAGUGCCUGGAGGCAACCGGUGCUAGUUUCUUCUCCUGCCGCACUGUCGCCCAGACCUCCGUGGGCCGGUCCCUGUGCCCACCCAGGCGGGCCUUGGUCGUCUCACUCCGUGGCUGGGCCUCCGCAGGUUCCCCAGCUGCUGCCUCAGUGGAAUGUGGACUCUUAGGUGAGCUGCUGCUUAUUUCCGUAGGACAACUUUGCCGAAGAGGGAGUUUUAGAGGGAAGAGUUUCCCUAAUAAAAUGUUAGCAAGCAGGAAAAUUAAAAUUUUAGGAGAUUAAUCCACAUGUGUGCCAUGUAGACAACAUCACAUUUUGUGACUGUGUGUGAAGAACAGUGCAAAACAAUAAAAGGAGGAGGAGGAAAGUCACAACCACCCCCGGUCUUGAUCAGUCAUUCUGUUCCUCACAUCACCUCUGUGCCAGGGGACCUGGCAUCGCGAGAGGCUGUCCCUCUGCCCCUGUAAUGCCUUCUUCCCGGUUGAUGUCAAGCCGCCGGGCACUCCCCUGCCGCAUCUUACCCACUCCUGGCAGCAGGCACGUCCGUGUUGGGUUCUCGGUAAAAACAAGAUCCUCUUGGAGCCACUUUUCUGUGUGUGUGUGGGGGGGACUCCCCGUGGACACUGCUGUCAUGCUUCCAGCCACUUCACAUGCUGAAUCGGUUGGCUGGGCCUCAGCUGAUUCAGCUACCCCCUGUUGACAAGAAUUUACUUGGUUUCCAGUUUGCUGCUCCCAGCAGUACUGUAGUAGAUUUUAGCUCAGCGGCGUAGUCCAUCUUUGCUGUGCUUAUACUUUUAAGUUUGUGUGGAUUCCAUUCUUGGGUUGCUGUAUUUUAGUACAUGUCAGAGAGCUUUCCCUGAAAGUGUAGCGACCCCCCCCCCUUUUUUAGGGCCACACCUGCAGCAUAUGAAAGUUUCCAGGCUAGGGGUCAAAUCGGAGCUGCAGCUGCUGACCUGCACCACAGCCAUAGCAAUGUGGGAUCCUUCACCCACUGAGUGAGGCCAGGGAUUGAACCCGAUCCUCGUGGAUACUAGUCAAGUUUGUUACUGUUCAGUUACAACGGGAACUCCGUGAUUCCCAUAUUUUAACCUUAAUUUUGAAACAAUUGCAGACUUGUGAAAACUUUGAAACUUUCAAAAAUAGUACAACAAUGACUCUAGUACUAGAGCAGGAGAUGUACACAGUGAACCUGGAGCAGCUUGUGCCAGAAAGUAAGGACCUGCUCAAACCAAACCCUUACUGAUCAGAGUGGGUGAAGGGACAUGGGAGCCAACAGGAAAGGACCCAGUGGCCACAGCUGAAGGCAGUCUGAGCAACAACAAAUAGCUUAGUAUUGGGUUACGCCCAAAGAGGAAAACUGAGUUUGUGUUGAUGGAGAUGACAAGGGGUGAGAAGAGACGUGUCUCUCUGCAGAAUUCCAGGUGAUUUCUCUACAUGCUGCACCUUCAAGGAGGGAAAGUGGAAGCCUCGCUCCUUUGGUGUGGGCUGCACGCGACUUGCUUCCAAAGAGGACGGUGUGAAAACCGGCAAGGGCAGCUUCCCCAAGGGCGAAGUGGAGCCUGGCCAGCCGGGUGGUCAAGGGCAGCAUCACAGCCGUGAGUCACACCGUGGUGCGUGCUUUUGCCAGGAGGUGAUUAGAAUGCUGCUUUUCCCUGUGGUCCUUCUUCCUAAAACACACACUCUCCGUCUAAUAAAAAGAAAACAGGAGUUCCCAUAACAGCUCGGUGGAAAUGAACCUGACUGGCGACCAUGACUCCUCAGUGGAGUAAGGAUCCGGCGUUGCUAGGAGCUGUGGUGUAGGUCGCAGACGCGGCUUGGAUCUGGUCUUGCUGUGGCUGUGGUAUGGGCCAGCUGCUACAGCUCCGAUUCAACCCCUAGCCUGGGAACCUCCACAUUCUGCGGUUGCAGCCCUAAGAAGACAAGAAAAAACAGGAGUUCCUGUUGUGGCUCAGCAGGUUAAGGGCCAACCUAGUGUCUGUGAGGAUACAGGUUUGAUUCCUGGUCUUGCUCAGUGUAUUAAGUAUCCAAGAUAGGUCGUGGAUGCGGCUUGGAUCCUGAUUUCUUGUGGCUGUGGUGUAGGCCAGCAGCUGCAGCUCCGAUUAGCCUGGGAACCUCCAUAUGCUGCAGGUGUGGUCCUAAAAAGGAAAAAAACAAAACAGUCCUCAGACAAAUUUCAGUUGACGGACGUUCUGCAAAAACCUGACCACUAGUUCUCACAACUGUCAAAGUUGUUCAAAACGAGGAGAGCCUGAGAAGCUGUCACAGCCAAGAGAACUUAGGAGACAUGGAGACUAAAGGCAUGCUGACGACGAUCCUGGGACAGAGGAGACGUUGGGCUAACACCUCAGGAAAUCGGCCUCGAGCAGGGGAUUUCCUGACACCAUAUCCCUGCUUGUUCCUUAAAUUCUGACAAGCACCUCGCACUAGUGUAAGGUGUUCAUAGAAACGGGUAAAAAAGAAAAAGAAGGGGGUGGGUAUAUGGGAACUUUGUCCUCUUUGCAACUUUCUGUGAAUCUAUUCCAAAAUGUAUAAAGUUUUACAAGGAGGGAUUCCCCGGUGGCUCAGCGGGUUAAUGGUCUGGUGGUGUCACUGUUGUGGCUCAGGUGGCUGCUAUGGCCCGGGAACUUCCACAUGCUGUGGGCACAGCAAUACGAAUUUUCAUCUUCACACAGGUUCCCCGUGAUAUUCUUCAUUGACUUUAUGCUUCCCUCAUAUUUCUGUGUAUGUCCCCAAACAAGGACAGUCUCUCAUCGAGGUUAGAAAAUUAACACUGAAUCAAAUGCUUUUCUCUUGAGCCUUAAUCAAAUUUUACUAAUAGUCACAUUAAAUACACUGUAUGCAAAAGAAGAAGGGAAAAAAAAAGUCCUGGCUGGUAAUUCCGUCCAGGCCCACAUGUUCUAUUCAGCUGCCAGGUUGGAGAUUUAGAGCACAAGUUAAUUUGCAGAAUUCUCUCAAUCAGGGUUUGUUGCCUGAUGUUUCCUUGUGGUUAUAUGUAAGCUGUUUUUGACAGAAUUCCCAGAAAUAAAUGUGCCUUUCUCCGUGCAUCCUGUCAGGAGGCACGUGCGGUGAUCUGCUCUUUGCGUGGUGAUGACUCUGAGCCCUUGGAUAAGGUGGUGUCUGUCAGGCUUCUCUGUGAAGUUACUGUUUUCCCUUUGUAUUUAUUUGGUACAGGCACAUCAUUUCAUUGUGCUUUGCAGAUACUGCUUUUUUUUUUUUUUUAAACAAAUUCAGUUUGUGGUAGUCCUGUGUUGUCAGAUAAUGGUUAGCAUUUUGUGUGUGUUUUAGCAAUAAAGUAUUUUAAAAUUAAA
Molecule: messenger RNA, 7464 nt
Organism: Sus scrofa (pig)
Lineage: Eukaryota; Metazoa; Chordata; Mammalia; Artiodactyla; Suidae
Gene: AKT2
Product: AKT serine/threonine kinase 2
Biological process (GO): protein phosphorylation
Molecular function (GO): ATP binding; protein serine/threonine kinase activity
Source: RefSeq, a predicted model, not a curated record